Molecule: messenger RNA, 1365 nt
Organism: Vicia villosa (hairy vetch)
Lineage: Eukaryota; Viridiplantae; Streptophyta; Magnoliopsida; Fabales; Fabaceae
Product: GDSL esterase/lipase At5g03610-like
Exons: 4
Coding region: 98-1168 (356 amino acids)
Molecular function (GO): hydrolase activity, acting on ester bonds
Source: RefSeq, a predicted model, not a curated record
AGAGGGCACUUUAUAAGAAAACGCACACUCAUCUAUUGCUUUGUUCUCUUCAAAUCUCAAAACAUUCAUCACUUCACUCUCUCUCUCUCAAACCUUCAUGGAUUUCUCUCCCUUUCUCCUCUCUUUCAUUUUCAUCAUUCUACAUCUCUCUGGACAAAGAGUUGUACAAGGUGAAGUUGAUAUUCAACACUAUCAUCGUCUUCAUAAUGAGCCUAUAACAAAAUUGUUUGUGUUUGGAGAUUCAUAUGCUGACACAGGUAACAUCAAAAGAGGUUUUGCUCCUUCAUGGAAACAUCCUUAUGGUGUCACCUUCCCCGGCAAACCCGCCGGCCGUUUCUCCGACGGCAGAGUCCUCACCGACUUCAUUGCCAAGCAUUUGAAACUGCAACCACUGGCAUCAUACAGGAUAAGAAAACAUUUGGCACCACAUCGUUUGAAAAAUGGAAUGAGCUUUGCAUUUGGAGGUACUGGUGUGUUUGAGACAUUGAAUCCAGGUCCAAACUUGACAACUCAGAUCAGUUUUUUUCAAAAUGCAAUACAAGACAAAGUAUUCACAGCCUCAGAUGUUAGAAAUUCAGUUGCUCUUGUUUCUGUCGCUGGCAAUGACUACACUCGUUACAAUGUCAAAAAUGGCUCUAUCCAGGGUUUACCAUCAUUCGUAUCAUCAGUGGUGAAUCAAACAAUCACAAAUGUAAUUCGCAUCAAAGAAUUAGGAGUGAGAAAAGUGAUUAUAUCAAAUCUACAACCAAUUGGAUGUUUACCAGCAGUAACAGCUUCAUCUUCAUUCAAACUAUGCAACGAAACAACAAACGACCUCCUCGUAGGUUACCAUAACACGCUCUUAACCGACGCUGUCACAAAAUUGAACCAGCAAAUCAAUGAUAAUUCUUCAGUGCCCUUUAUAGUUCUUGAUCUAUACGAUAGUUUCAUGUCGGUGUUGAGGUCUCCAAGCACACACAACAUUAAGAAUGAGUUGGUACCUUGUUGUAAUGGAGUGAGUAGUAAGUAUUUUUGUGGAAGUAUUGUGAAGAAGGUUAAGAAGUAUACGGUUUGUGAGAAUCCUAAGUCUGCUUUCUUUUGGGAUUUGGUUCAUCCUAGUGAUGCAGGGUGGCAGGCUGUUUAUACAAGGCUAAGAAUAUCGAAUGCUCUUGAACAGAUUCAUUACUAGUUAUAUGAGUACUAAGAUUGGUUUUUGUUAGUUUUGUUUGUGUUGAAUAAUAAUACAUGUCCACUUAUUCAUUUUGUUUCUUAAAUUGUGUUUUGUUUGUAAUCAUUCUAGCUGUUGGAUUGUUAGCAAAAGCAUUUUUAGAUUCAUUGUUUUUUAUAAAAUCUUUCUUAUUUAAUAUUCUUUUAUUUCUUUUUCAA